Molecule: messenger RNA, 1761 nt
Organism: Lachnellula hyalina
Lineage: Eukaryota; Fungi; Ascomycota; Leotiomycetes; Helotiales; Lachnaceae
Exons: 3
Coding region: 1-1761 (586 amino acids)
Source: RefSeq, a predicted model, not a curated record
AUGGGCGACUUUUUGCCGAUCAGUGUUGCUGAUUUGAAGACCGCACAGCCUCCGAAAAAAGGGUUUGUGGUUAUGAAUUCGGUGAAUCCGGACGCUCAAUUUGUAGUAAUGAGUGGUAUAUCAUCCAAUGAUGCCAAAUUUGAAAGUGUCGCGCGCCCUAUAAACCCCUACCAGUUCGAACCUGACACACCGUAUAUCAACGUCCAGCAUCAAACCAAAAUCACAGACUUCGUCCAAAAACACGGCAGCUCACCGAUACCUCUUCCAAGUUCCCGGCUUGGGCAUGCAAAGAAGUCGUAUUCAGAGGGAAAUGCUGUACCGAUUACGCAAACAUCCGAGGCUCCUGAUACACCGUUCGAAAAGCCAAUACUACAUACCCUUCGAUAUAGGAGUGAGUCUUCUCCGAAUAUUCCUCCACUUCGGUUCGCGGAGCACCGUGAUCCCAGCUCAAGCCCAACCUUCCAAUCUUACCAGGGUGUUGGCGACGGUUUCGCCUUCCCUAAUCGCCGCCUUCCUACCGCAGAGCAAAAUAACAAUCCAUAUAUCCAGGACUAUGGAUCUAGUGCUGUGUCGUACCAAACUUCUCGGGACUACGAUACAGAACGCCCAGCUCGCUCUCUAUCUCGGCUGCAAGUACAAACUCAUUGCAAAGUUGUCUCCGCUUCUGUGAAUGGUCGCUAUCUAACCAAUUCGCCGACGAAGACCCUAGAUGAGGUGUUCGAGAAAGGUGAGGCAGAAGGAACCUACCCAGAAAGCCCUGAGAGCUCACCCCCAAAACGAUCUCGAUCUCCUAUGAAGAAGAUGUUUGGUGAAAACGGGUGGCUCGGUCGGUCCCCAGCAGAGUUGGAGGAUGUGAAAUUCAGGGUCAAGAAAGGCUCAUCAAGAAAGGACGAGUCCACCGGCUCACCCCAAAAGAAGACCGGCAUGAUGGGGAAGCUUAAACACAAGCUUGAAGAAUUCGCCGAAAAAGCGGAUCUAUCUACUAAGAACCCUCGCUCCAGUCAUGACAAGCACCCAAAGCUCUCGAUCCUAGCCAGAUCUCUCGGUCCACCCGAACAGGCAAGAGUCGACAUGGAACUUGAGCUCAGUCUGGUGCAUACGGCCAACAAUUUUCUGAUGAGUCAAUUCCGUCAAGGUCGUAUGGCCGUCGAAUCUAUCAAGAAAGUCAGCGAUGCAUGGAGAAGCAAGGGCCGUCAUCGAGUCAUCGAGUUCAUGUAUGAUCAAGCUACACAACGAGAGCUAGUUGUAGCUAAUCAGCACAAUUUCCGCUUUCACGGUGAAAGAGCCGGAGACGAAAUUCGGAUCAACGCGAUGCUCUACAACUGGAAGCAGGUCUCAAAUCUAAUGGCGAUUCGCACAUUUUGCAACGCAGAUACUGUCAUUCUGAAGCUCAUUUUUGAUAUCGAGCAGAUUCUCGAACUCCUUGGUGCGACAGAGCCCAUUUUGCUUAGACUCCAGCACGUUCGAGCCCAAGCCAGUCAGUCUAUGCGUGUUGCCCACCGAAGAGAAACCGACCGAAAAGAAAACGACAAGACUACUAGUCAACAAUACGGGGGCAGUAAAGCGAUCGAUGGAUCGAUGUCAACCGACAACUCGACUAGCGAGAGGUACAGGGGAUUUCAGGAGCAGGCGAAGGACAAUCGCUCUUCCACCGCCAGUGCUCUCAGCGCCACCACUCGAUCAGUUGCAACAGACAAGUCCUUCGAUGACCCCUAUGGCGGAAUGAAGCUUGUCCCUGAUUACUACGUCGAGGACUCCUAG